Molecule: messenger RNA, 1182 nt
Organism: Megachile rotundata (alfalfa leafcutting bee)
Lineage: Eukaryota; Metazoa; Arthropoda; Insecta; Hymenoptera; Megachilidae
Gene: ttk
Product: zinc finger and BTB domain-containing protein ttk
Biological process (GO): regulation of transcription by RNA polymerase II
Cellular component (GO): nucleus
Molecular function (GO): protein binding
Source: RefSeq, a predicted model, not a curated record
CACCGGCGUCGUCCACGACGGCGACGACGCGAAGCGGCGAGGACGCGUUCAACGAGACGACUAACGAGGGCAGCGAGUUCAUCAAGUCCGAGAGGGUGGUCAGCGGGAUGCAUUUUCUGACGGACCGCGAGGAGGAUCGCGGUGAUCUGUUGCUGCCAAAAUCCGAGUCGGGAGAAGCUGAACCGGAGGUCAGGAAACAGCUGCUGGAAUACCUCAUUCAAAACGACGGUUCCGUAGUCUGCAAGUGGUGCGGCGAGGUCCUACCGUCUCGAACCCGUUGGUACAGGCACAAGUACAAACUCCACGUCCCUACCCAGGUCACCCAGCCGGCGCCGCUCUUCAAGUGCCACAGCUGUAACGCUUACUUCAAGUCCCGCAAGGGUUACAUCGGUCACCUGAGCUCGCGGCAUUCCGACAACGAGAACGACGAAAACAGAGAAGAGCCGGCCAACAAGAAGGUCCGGAAGACCUCCGAUAUCGGGAAAGGGCCAGACUGGGAGCAGCAGAGAGAGAAAGAAGAGAAGCUGGUGGCGGACAUUAUCGAUCGGGUGAAGAGGGAGUGCGAGGCUCAGGGUGAGACGGUCACGAGACGAGGCUACUCCAGGCGAUCUACCGUGAUGAACAGCUAAGAGUGAGCCCUCGGGGAGAGGAUGAAGGGAGAUCUUGUGCCAUAUCAUCGUCGUACGAUGCUUUCCUCGUGACACGGAUCGAAGAACGUUCGAUCAGGUGCGCGCGGAUCGAUACCUGCCGACGUUCGACCUCGUGCGUCUUUUAAUUCGCUACCCCUAUGGUUAAGUAAUUAAGAGAUACUCGGGCGUAGACUAACAAUAAGAUCAAAUUAGGAUUAGUAGGGGCUCGCGUUGAUGGAGCGGCGUUCUAUGCUCAAUCAGUCAGAAACCAUAUACAUAUAUUAAUUGGUCGAUUGUUCGAUCUUCGUAAUACGUUCUCUUCAAUCGCAAUUCUUGUCUUGAGUUCAUGGGCUUUUCGUCAAGAUUCCCAUCGCUCUUAUUUUCACGUAAAAUAUAAAGCGGCUCGAAACAAUAAGUAAAUCAUUCGAAGAAUUAUCUCUUCGAUUCGUAUCUUUUUUAUUAUACUUAGACGUCGAAUAAAGACAAGCACACCGUUAAUCUUCUAUUUUAAAAAAUCAAAUAUGUAAAGAAGAAUUAAAAAAUAUUUAAACAU